CGAGAGGAGUAGAGGCGGGCGGCUGAGCGGGCCGGUUGCGUGCCAUGGCGGAACCGCUGAGGAAACGGGGCCGACCGUCCCGAGGCGGUGGCACCGGUCGUGGAGCUCGGGGAGUACGGGCGGGCCGGGGUCGGCAUCCUGGCGCUCAGAGUUCCCAAGUUCAGCGCACCCUGGACUCGGUCCUUGUGGAUCUGGUCAGCGACAGCGACGAAGAGAUCUUGGAGGUCAACGAGGCGUGCGCCCCCGCGGACCCUCUAGAGACCCCGCCGCCCCAGCCCCCAGCGCCGCCGGCCAGGUCCCACAGCGACAGCGACAGCGAAGGGGCGGACGCCCGGCCCGACGGGGCCCCGCGGGCUGUGGUCAGGCGGCGGCGGCGGCGGCUGCUGCUGGACCCGGGGGAGGCGCCCGUGGUGCCGGUUUACUCAGCCAAGGUGAAGAACAGCCUCCGCCUCAUCCCCAGUCACCUGUCCCUCCUGAAACUCUGUCCCCCAGGCGCUGACGAAGACUUGGAUGUCGCAGAGUCUAGUGGUCCUCACACUGAGGAACCCCCAGUCUCCGAGUCUUCUUGGGAGAAGAAGCUGAGAAGUCAGAAUAAAGAGGAGGAGACCAUGUUUGAGACUCAGGACAUCUUGCCUUUGCCCCCCCCUCUGCCAAGGACCAAAAGCAGAAAGCACACCCGGGCACUGCAGAAGCUCAGGGAGGUGAACAAACGCCUCCAAGAUCUCCGCUCCUGCCUGAGUCCCAAGCAGCGCCAAGGCCAAGACCCCCUGAACCAAGAGGAUGAGGUGGUCCUAGUGGAGGGGCCCAUCCUCCCAGAGAGCCCCCGGCUCUUCCCACUCAAAAUCCGCUGCCGGGCCGACCUAGUCAGGUUGCCUGUCAGAAUGUCGGAACCCCUGCAGAGCGUAGUGGACCACAUGGCUGCUCAUCUCGGGGUGUCCCCAAGAAGGAUCCUCUUGCUAUUUGGAGAGACAGAAUUGUCCCCUACUGCCACCCCCAGGACCCUAAAGCUUGGAGUGGCUGAUAUUAUCGACUGUGUGGUGCUGGCUAACCCUCCGGAGGCCACUGAGACGUCCCAUCUUCUCCAGCUGCGCGUGCAGGGGAAGGAGAAACACCAGAUGCUGGAAGUCUCACUGUCACCGGAUUCUCCCCUCAAGACCCUCAUGUGUCACUACGAGGAGGCCAUGGGACUCUCUGGCCACAAGCUGUCCUUCUUCUUUGAUGGGACGAAGCUUUCAGGCAAGGAGCUGCCGGCUGAUUUGGGCAUGGAAUCGGGGGACCUCAUUGAGGUCUGGGGCUAACAGCCCAGUUUUUGAGCCCAAUCUGGCCCAGAGGGACUGGCAGAAACUCAUGGAGAACUUAUCUGGAUGCCGAUGGCUGGCAAAAUCAAGGAUUGAUCUUUGACACCCCCCACCCCCGCCCUUCCCCUUUGCCCUUGGUCUCAAGCCACUGCUUAAUAGGUUAAUUCUGUGGUUUUGGUUCUUGAUUAAUUUUGUGGCCGUUGUCACUGCCAUGUGGACUGUGGCUCCCUCCACAGGGUGUGUCAAGCUUUACAGCCCCUGGGACUUAGAGAAACUAUCCUUCAGCCCAUCUCUCACCCCACCCUCACACUUGCUCAAAACAUCUUCUCUGUGAAGGCACUCAAUGUUUAGGGUGAGCUGGAGCACAGACAGGGUUUACCCCAAGUCUGGGGGCAGCAGUGUGUGUGUGUGGGGGGAGGGUAUGUCUUUAAGAGCCAGAGGGAGGAGGUGUGGUUUGCUCCAGGCACAUAUGUGCCUGUGGCGGGCGCAUUGACUUUGAGAAAGCACUCAGGCUCAGCAGGCCUUAGCAGAAGCAUGGGAGGAGACAGGCCCAGUGCAGCCCCUUUUCCAGGCAAACAUCCACCUUCAAGGCAUACCUGAACACCUUCGGCCUUUGUGUGUCCAUCGCAGGAUUACUGUCCACCAGAAGCUUCUCUGGCUUUCAGACUUGUUUCUUUUUCUUCUCGACAUUCUCUCCCAUAAGCACACUCUCAUGUUGCCGACAUGUCUUCAAAUGUGAAUGUGCUACUGUAAAGUGCGUUGUGUGUGUGAAUAUGUCUUUAUAUGUGUGGUGUUUUCCUACAGAUAUGUGCUGUUCUCUUUCUUUUACUCAAUGUUUGUCACCUGUUCAAUGUCCACAUUGCUCUGAACUGCUCUGCAGCCUCCGAGGGGAGGCGGCAACACAUUUUAUUUCCCUUUGCUGAGUGCUGGGCACUGGGGAACCUCCCGCUCCCCAAUAGAAGCCACUGGGGACACCCUGCCACCUGUCCCCUUCUGUGUCUGGGUGGUUAAGUUUCCCAGCACAGCUGCCCUGGAUGGGACAACAGACCAGAUUUUCCUUGAGCGUGACCAGCCCCCCAGUUUGGGGCUUCUGCCCCCGUAUCCUCACCAAUAGUCGUCACUGCUCCUCUUUCUGGUUUUUGCCAGCUUGAGGGUUGUGAGGUGUCCUGGUGGGGUCACAGUCAUGGGGGAGUUUCUCCACAUCCCAACCACCCCUCCUGUGAACUGCUCCUUCCCCUCCGCUCAUUUUCUCAGGGGCUGCCUGGCUUGUUGUUUGUCUGCCUCCAAGUGUUGUAGCUGGCAUUACUUCUGUGUGUCUAGGGGCGUCCUCUGCUGAGUGGGAAAGUCUUCAUUUCCAUGUAGGCGAAUCAACUCUCUCCUGUGUUGUUUGGGGACUCCUUAUUUAAAAGCAAUUAACUUAUUUUAUGUUUUCCCUCUGUUCUUAGUUAGACACUGCCUAUCUAGGCCACUGAGGUCCUGCCUGACUUUUUUUUUUUUUUUCUCGCUGGCUGAGGCCAGGCUUGACUGGCUCCUAACUACUAACUAGUACUCUAAGCUAGUUGGAGUUCACCUUUGUAUGUGAGAUCCAGCUUCCAUCUUCACGAGUAGUUUGCUCAGUGCUAUCUACUACUAAGGUCAUUGAUUUUUUUUCCUCCCCUACUGAUAUGGCGUCAUUUAGACAAAACUACAUUGCCUUCCUAAAAGUAUUUUUGCUGGAAAGUGACAUUCAUCUGAACUUAGAAUAUGAGAAAAACAGAAACCUUGCUGACACUUCAGUAAUCUAUGGUAUGGUAUGAAUUUCAGUUCUCUUAAGAUCUUUUAUGUCCAUUCAUGUUUGAACACAUUAAAGCUGUGUACUCAGUCUAAACAGAAUAAAUGAGGAAUUGGCCAA
Molecule: messenger RNA, 3189 nt
Organism: Erinaceus europaeus (western European hedgehog)
Lineage: Eukaryota; Metazoa; Chordata; Mammalia; Eulipotyphla; Erinaceidae
Gene: NFATC2IP
Product: nuclear factor of activated T cells 2 interacting protein
Exons: 8
Coding region: 45-1298 (417 amino acids)
Biological process (GO): cytokine production; positive regulation of transcription by RNA polymerase II
Molecular function (GO): protein binding
Source: RefSeq, a predicted model, not a curated record